UUUCCUUUUUGUCGUCUCACUUUUCGAGCGACAGUCACUUCUGAGGGCUUGAUUGAGCCAGAGAGAGCCUGAGGGAAGCCGAUUGGAGGGAAGAAAUGGAGGGCAACAGGGACGAGUCGCUCAAGUGCAAGAACCUGGCGAUGAAAGCCAUGCAGUCCGGCGACUUCUCCAAGGUGCGCUCUCAGACAGACAGACAGACAGACGAACAGACAGAAAGACAGACAGAUGAACAUGGAGAGGCAAUGUCCGUUUGUCUGUCGUUCCAGGCGCUUCGGUUCCUGGAGAAAGCGCAGCGGAUGUACCCGACAGAGGAGGUAGCCAACCUCAUCUCCUCCAUUCAGGUCAAGCUCAGCAGUGACACCAGCAGCUCGUCAGCUGGCACCGGCGAAGGCGCCGGAGCACAUCCGGUGAGCAAACCGCCGAGCAGCGAGACACACACUGACUGAUGUGAUGCGCACCCAUCCGGCUUCUCUCUCCCUCUGUGCAGGCGCGUCAGCGGAGCGAGCCAGCGUCUGGAUCAACAACUGCGAGCAGCAGCAUGAACGGGGUUGGGGGGAGCGGCAAUGGCAAUGGGAAUGGCAACGGCAACUACACGCCCGAGCAGGUGGCCCAAUGUCAGAAGAUCCUCAGGACAAAGGACUUCUACGAGGUGCUGGGCGUACCCAAAGACUCGACAGAGGACCAAAUCAAAAAGGCCUACCGCAAGGUCACCAACGAGCGAGGCAGACAGGGAAAUACCAUUGGUAUACAUGGCAAGUGCAAGUGUGUUGUCUUGGUGCGUGUGCAGAUGGCUUUACAGCUUCACCCUGACAAGAACAAGGCGCCUCACGCAGAGGAGGCUUUCAAGAAGGUGAACACCGAACAAGCGCAGCGUAGCUCAGCUUCCAUGCUCUGUCUGUCUGUCUGUCUGUCUGUGUGGUGUUCAGCUAUCCAAGGCCUUUCAGACGCUCAGCGACAAGGAGAAGCGAGCAACAUACGACCGAUACGGUAUGGUGGAAAGCAGCAAGACCCCGCACACCCCCCCCACACACGCAUCACGUGCAUCGUCAUGCGUCUGUGCUGCUGCAGGUGACGAGGAGCACGUUCCCCAGUCAUAUCGGACGCAGUACGAGGCCGAGUUCAUGACACCUGAGGUCAGGAGGAACGGCAUGAAAUCUGAUCAACACCACAUCCAUCUCUGCCAUUGUGUGCGUGCGCGUGUGCGGCAUCCACUCGUUGGUUGGUUCAGGAGUUGUUCCAGGCGUUUUUCGGCAUGGAUUUUGAUCGCAUGAACGCCAUGCACCACCGGGGCGGGCGGGUCUACCGAUUCAGAUCAAGAGGGCCCUCCACCGAACAAGAGUGAGGGAGGGGGGAGGGGGGAGGCGCAUGAAAUGAAUGAAUGCCCCACUCAUCCGACGUCUGUGCCCUGGAUUGUCUGCGUGUAGGCGUCGUGGUCAGCAGAUGCUGAAUCUGAUUCAGCUGGUGCCGGUGCUGAUCAUCAUCGCAUUCACGCUGCUCUCCAACAGCUUUAUCGGACACCAGGUGACCUGGGAGGGACAUACACACGUAAAAAGGCCACGCGCCCGCCCGGUGCUCACCGUUCUCCCUCCCUUGUGCACUCGUUCGUUCGUUCAGCGUCCCCAGUUCAGUUUGCUGCGCAGGCAGGGCUUUCCGAUAGAGCGGAAGACCCAGGGGCUGGGCGCGAAAUACUAUGUCGAUACGACAUUCCACGAGAGCUACCCAAGAGGGUCCAGGAAACUCAGAGACGUAAGCAAGAGGGGCCGUGGGCACACGCACAUGUCCAUGUAUUCAUUGGUUCUCUUCAUCGCAUCUGUUUGCAGUUUGAGAAGCAGGUUGAGCUCCACUAUGCCGAGGAUCUGCGCGCCAAGUGCGGCCACGAGGAGCAGACGAUGCUCAUGGCCAUACAACGGGCCAAGUACAGAGGAGACAGUAAGUGCCCCACACGCCCUGCAAUGCACGGCACUGCACCGACGCCGCUUUGACCAUGGUGGCUAUGCUUUGUAUGUGUGUGUGACAGAGGAGGAAGCCAAGCGCGCGAAGGAUCGGCCGAAGCCAAGCUGCAGAGAGUUCCACGAGAUACGGGUGAGGGACCAAACACAUGCUCACACCACCGUGACUGCCACCCUGAUGUGUUGUGUGUCUGCCUGUGAUUUUGUCCGUCAUGGAACACAGCGCAAGUUUCCGCACAUAGCGAGAAGUGAGUACGUGUAUUAUUGGUGAAGUGACGAUCUUCGGCCCCUGGAUGGCCGUGUGCGUGCAGGGGGUGCGGCCGUGUCGUUUUUGACGCCCAAUCCUGGGCGUGCCUCGAAAGGGUUGUGGUGGGUCGGUCGUCAUGUAGAUGAAGUUUGGGAGAGAGUGUGAUUGCUGUUCGUCUGCGUCGUUCUUGCUGUAUGUGUCUCGACAUUGAUCUGGUCACUGACUCAAUUUCAUUGUUUGGUAUUGGUCAAUCGAUUGCAAGUGUGUA
Vitrella brassicaformis is the source of this 2464-nucleotide messenger RNA. Lineage: Eukaryota; Vitrellaceae. The record is from the annotation of a GenBank genome assembly.